UUUCACCUCAUUUCAGGCUGGUGAAGCAGAGCCUGCAGUGCCCUCAGAGUGUCUGUGCUCAGGUGUCCUCAGUGACACAUGAGAUGAGCUGGUGACCUUCGUGUUUUGUGAUCCCGAUUGGAAUGGUGUCAGGGAUGGUGUGGGCAUGCUGUGCUUGGUGCCAGCACCAUCAUGAAGUGCUGCCCUGAGCGCUCUGCUGCCUAUGGUCCCAUCCCUGUCCCCAUGGUGCAGUGGCUCGAGGCAUAGGGGUGUCCCUUCCAGGGAUGAUGCAGGACAUCCGCAUGGGUGCUCUGCAGCUGUUCCCUGCUCCAAGGCCAUGCUCUGUGGGGUGAGGCAGCAGUGCCAACACACAGCCCAUCCCCGUGGCGUUAAUCCUGACACCCCCUCCCCAUGCACGCACAUACUCCCACCCUCCUCCUCACAGGCACUUGGGGAAGGACACUAGAUUACCCAUUUGAGAAGAAGGGACUUAAUCCUAUUAUCCCCGAAGAGGAUAAAUCUGCCAGCCCCCAGCCGCCACCCAGAGCACUUGGAGGACUUGUGGAGCAGGUUGCAGGGAGUCGUUUGGAGCAGCACUGGCCUUGGGGACGGUAAGUGAUGGCUUUGCUAUGUGUGAGACAGCACUCAGACCUGUAGGCACUGGGGCUGCAGUGCAUGGCAUUGCCCAGCUGGAGCCACUUGGGCAUUGCCCAGCUCACCUCCUGCACUUGCAGAUGAGGCUCCAUGCCGAGUGCUGCCAAGCUGGCAGUGAGAGCUGCCUGUGCUACAAAGCCCCAGUGCUUGGCAGGUUGCAGGAUGGAGCCCUGUGCUGCCCUGGGAUUUCAGGAUCAGCUGCAGCCCCUCCAGACCACAGCGCUCAGAGCCCUGUGAGCCACACCUGAGCAUCAUCCAGCUGCAAGCCAGCCCUGUGAGCAGCUUGCAGCUCACUCCUGGCACACAGCUGCACUGCCCUCAACUCACAGUGGCAGCUGUGAUGCCCAUCUCUGCAGUUAUGUAUCGUGGUGGGGGCAUCCAGUGGUGCACAUCUACCUGCAGUGGGGAGAAAGGGCUGCAGGCAUUGCCCCAAGGAGUGCAGGGGCUCAGUUUGCCCCCCCUGGGUGCCCUUUGCUGUCUUUGGGGUAAGGAGAUUAGCGGGGUCUGAGCUGGCCUAAUUCCAGGGAGAGGAGGGAAAGUGCCCACCCCCAGAGCAGCCCGGAAAGCGGAUCAGCUCUGCAGGGCUCGUGGCAGGGUGGGAACAAGGGCACCCGGAUGGCAUGGCACAGCACAUCUCUGCACUGCGAUGGCUGCAGCUACGUCAAGGUUCACCCCAGUGCCCCAUGUCCUCCCUGUGCCAGGUGUGAGGAGCCAUCCCGUGUCAGCGCCAGAGCCACAGGGACAGCUGCGACGCAGGGCAGGCUGCUGGCCCUGCUACAGCCAUGAGCUUGGAGCCCCACAAACCAGAAGUCAAGUCAGCCACCCGGGUGACUGGCGGACCUGCCACCCCCCGAAAAGGACCACCUAAGUUCAAGCAGAGGCAGACACGGCAAUUCAAGAGCAAGCCACCCAAAAAAGGGGUGCAGGGGUUUGGCGAUGACAUCCCAGGCAUGGAGGGGCUAGGAACAGAUAUCACCGUGAUUUGCCCUUGGGAAGCCUUCAGCCACCUGGAGCUGCACGAGCUGGCUCAGUAUGGCAUCAUCUAGGCUAGCUAUGGCCACCACCACCUGUCCUAUAGCAGUGCUUUUUUAGAAACUGCCCCAUCCACAUAGCGGGGCAUAGCUUGGAGAAAC
Centrocercus urophasianus (Greater sage-grouse) is the source of this 1766-nucleotide messenger RNA. It is a transcript of the gene PDE6G, whose product is annotated as phosphodiesterase 6G. Gene Ontology annotation, molecular function: 3',5'-cyclic-nucleotide phosphodiesterase activity; cGMP binding. The record is from RefSeq and is a predicted model, not a curated record. The transcript has 3 exons. Gene Ontology annotation, biological process: positive regulation of epidermal growth factor receptor signaling pathway; positive regulation of G protein-coupled receptor signaling pathway; visual perception. The coding region runs from base 1416 to 1679 and encodes 87 amino acids. Lineage: Eukaryota; Metazoa; Chordata; Aves; Galliformes; Phasianidae. Gene Ontology annotation, cellular component: photoreceptor outer segment membrane.